CGCCGCCUGAGGGGACGUGUGUGGCUCUGGUGCAAUUUCCCCUUUCGCUCGGUCGUCUCAGCGCAGGUCUCCGCUGGCUCGCGCCCCCACCCCGGGCGCCCCCCACCGCCCCGGUCGCCCCCACUGCUCCGGCCCCCCGCUUGGGCCCUUCUGCUUCCACCCCCGCCCCGCGGAGUCGUUUUUUCAGGGGCGCCGUGGGUUCACCUGGUAUUUGCAUCUCGCCCUCUAACUUGCCAUUGGCGGCGCGACGUGUGGGAGAGCCUUACGCCUCGCCCGCCCGGACCGGCCUGCCCCCGCGUUGAGGUCAUUCCUGCGGUUGGCCCAGCUCAGCAUGCAGCCUUGAACCUGGCUUAGACCACCACCUACUCCAGCUCUCUACAUCCCCUGUUCUCCUGUGGCUUGGGGCGUAGGCUCUAUCUCCGAGGUCCCUGAACAGCAUCUCUUCAUCAAGAAAAUUCCACAGCUCCAGAGGGCCCUGUGAAUCCUGCUGUCACCUCUGAGAGGACAGCAUGGCUAUUACCCUCCAGCCCAGUGACCUGAUCUUUGAGUUCGCAAGCAACGGGAUGGAUGAUAUACACCAGCUGGAAGACCCCUCAGUAUUCCCCGCUGUGAUCGUGGAGCAGGUACCCUACCCUGAAUUACUGCAUCUGUAUUCAGGCCUGGAGCUGGACGACGUUCACAAUGGCAUCAUAACGGACAGGACCUUGUGCAUGACAGAGGAUCAGGUCCUGGAGGGUAGUUUUAUGCUGGCAGAUGAAAAUGAAGCAACCUCACAAACCAUGUCAACCACUGAAGUCUUGCUCAAUGUUGAGUCUCCCAACAACAUCCUGGAUGAGAAGCAGAUCUUCAGCACCUCCGAGAUUCUUCCAGAUGCAGACACUGCUCCAGCUACCAGUCUGCCCAGCUGCCUGUUUCCUGCCUCUGAGCCCAAUGCCCUGAACAGGGCUGAUGACACUGGUGACCAGGAGGGGCAUUCUCUGGAGGACAAAAUCCCCAGAGAGGAAAGUGCCAAGAAGACUGGAAAAUCAAAGAAGAGAAUCCGGAAGACAAAGGGCAACCGCAGUACCUCACCUGUCACUGACCCCAGUGUCCCCAUACGGAAGAAAUCUAAGGAUGGGAAAGGCAACACCAUCUAUCUGUGGGAGUUCCUCCUGGCACUUCUGCAAGACAGAAACACCUGCCCCAAGUACAUCAAGUGGACCCAGCGAGAGAAAGGCAUCUUCAAGCUGGUGGACUCCAAAGCUGUGUCCAAGCUGUGGGGGAAGCAGAAAAACAAGCCUGACAUGAACUAUGAGACUAUGGGAAGGGCGCUGAGAUAUUACUACCAAAGGGGCAUCCUUGCCAAAGUGGAAGGGCAGAGGCUGGUAUACCAGUUUAAAGAGAUGCCCAAGGACCUGGUGGUGAUCGAAGAUGAGGAUGAGAAAAGUGAAGUGGCGGAGGCAUCCCCUAAGGCCUCUACCUCCUCCACCAGCACUGCCCGGCGAGCCAGCUCCAGGGUCUCAUCCAGAGCCACUCCCCAGAGCAAGGGCAGCCCUCCCUGGGAAAAGCCGAAGGUUCAGCAGGUCGGUCUACAGCCAUCAGCAAGUCUGGAAUUGGGACUGUCUUUAGAUGAGGAGAUCCCCACUACCUCCACUGUGCUUGUCUCUCCACCAGAGGGCCAGGCCAAACUCACCAAAGCUGCAAGUGCUUCUUCAGUGCCCAGCAACAUCCAUCUAGGAGUGGCCCCUGUGGGGUCAGCCUCUGCCUUGACCCUUCAGACAAUCCCUCUGACCACAGUGCUAACCAAUGGCCCUCCUGCUAGUACUACUGCUUCAACUCAGCUCGUUCUCCAGAGUGUUCCGCCGGCUUCGACCUUCAAGGACACCUUCACUUUGCAGGCCUCCUUCCCCCUGAACACCAGUUUCCAAGAGAGCCAGGUGGCAGCACCAGGAACUCCACUGAUUCUCAGUGGCCUCCCCCAGCUUCUGACUGGGGCCAACCGUUCAACCAAUCCAACCGCACCCUCCGUCACAGGGGCUGGAGCGGCGGGGCCCAGCUCUCAGCCCCCUGGGACUGUCAUUGCUGCCUUCAUCAGGACUUCCGGUGCCACAGCAGCCCCUGGGGUCAAGGAUGGGCCACUGAGAUCCUCCUCUUAUGUGCAGGGUGUGGUGACUGGGGCCCCCAUGGAGGGGCUACUGGUUCCUGAAGAGACCCUGAGGGAGCUUCUGAGAGAUCAAGCUCACCUUCAGCCACUUCCAACCCACAUGGUUUCAAGGGGCUCCCACAACCCAAGUCUUCUGGGAAACCAGACUUUGUCUCCUCCCAGCUGCCCCACUGUUGGGCUGACCCCGGUGGCUGAACUUGAGCUCUCCUCAGGCUCAGGGUCCCUGAUUAUGGCUGAGCCUAGUGUGACCACAUCUGGAAGCCUACUGACUAGAUCCUCAACCCCAGCUUCCUUCUCUCCAUUCAACCCCACUUCCCUCAUUAAGAUGGAGCCCCAUAACAUAUAGAUAGAGGGGCCAGGGAAGUGUGACCUACCAGGCAAAGCUGAGUAUCAUUUUCAUGUGGACUGACUCUAGCAGAGUCUGACUUAAGUAGCUCACCAGCCCUUACAUUUUAGUGGAAUGUCAAUACACCAGACUCCCCCAUCCCCCACCCCUGCCUGACGUCACCAUGGUCAAUCAAGUCUUGCCCAGUUUGAGCAUCCCUGGCAUCAGACCAUGGCCUUCAAGAGCACUAGGGGGUAUGCUCUUGUCAGGGCAAUGGGCUGAUGUGGCAAUGGAGGGAUAAGCUCCGGAGAAGUUGGUGGCCAGGGCAGGUGCAGGGGCUUUGUGGGAAGAGCCAUUUUUGCCUGGGUGUAUUUCACUAUAUGUUCCCUCAGCAGGGAAGUUACUAUCUCACAUGUGAAUAUUUCCUUAUGUAUUUUGUGUACUCAUGGGUCUGUAUCUUCAUUUCUUUGCAGAGGACAAGAGGGCACUAUAAGGUUUCUAAGAACAUGUGUCUCUCUGUGGGUCAGCCACAGAGAUGAGGAUUUGUUUUCAGGAAAAGUGUUCUCUAGUUCCCUUUGUACAAACCAAGAUUCAGUUGUUCUGAGACUCUGGAGUGCAGGUUGGAUCCCCAGAUCUGUAGAAAUGUCAGAGCUGGAGCAGGUCCUGCGUAGAAGAGCUUCAACUGGUGUGUGUGCGUAUGUUGAAGCAACUACAGUUCUAAGGGACAGGAGAAAGCCAAGUGGGCUAAAAGCAUGAAGAGAGGAGAGGGUACUGAGCCCUGGGGAGCAGCCCUCCAGCCUAGACUGAGGCCUCCUUUCUGGCAUUGGCUUCAUUGCCUGCCAGUCACUGGACAGCAUGUUUGGAACCUUGGCCACCACAGAAGGCUGUGCUUGAAGAGUUAGGGGCCGAGUGUCCCUCCAAGGGUAGACCUGGCCACCAAGUCCUCAGGCAGGGCUGAGUUCAUUGAAUGUUUGCACUGAGGGCUUGGGGCUGUGAGACCAGUGUUUGUGCCUAGCCUACACCCUGAAUCCUGGGUUCUCUCUUGUUUAAUGUCGCUCCUGAUAGUUUCCUGCAGUCAGGAAUUGCUGGGGAUGGUUGAUUAGCAAAGUAGAUCGGAUCUGCCUCCAUUACUGCUCAUGUGUGCCUGCCGCUCAGCCAGCCUUUUACUUACCUCAUUAGUUUGCCAACCCACUCGCCCCUUCCAUGGCUACAGCAGACGUUCACAUAGACUGUUACCCCUCUUCAAUUUUCGCACCUGACCCUGAUUCCUUUUUCACCAAGGAGACAGGAGCCAGCAGAUGUGAGCUCCCAUGGCACUUCUGUCUCUGCACAGCUUCUUGCUUCCCUCUUCCCUCUUUCUAAGGAAGGGCCCACUGAUUCUCUCUUAAAGUCAACUCCUCCACCUAGGGCCUGGAUCUCCUCCCCUCUCCCUUGUUUGAAAUAAGCUUGCUCCUCUCCUGCCAAGUGUAGGGGGCAAAGCUAAGAGCUAAAACAUGUCAGCCUCGGAAACAGUUACGGUAUCUGGUGAAUUUGGUUAAUGUGAAUCAGUGCCUCAGGACCUUUGCUAUGUCCGUGGUGAAAAACCAUCCACUUGAUCUACCUCCCCAGGUUGCUUUUCUCUUCUUUUGGUCACUGCCAAGCCUACUAUCAUCCUCUCCCACUCUCUUGUUUUUCCCUUGCGGGGGGGGGGAGCAUAUACAGUUGUGCAGGUGUAUUUAUUACAUGUCUCCAGCACUUGGCAUUAAAGUUUCUUUUUCUAAUAAAUCAGUUUAUUAAGACAAUUAUCCUGAUGGUAGAAAGUAAAGCAUCUUGAGAAAGCCA
Artibeus jamaicensis (Jamaican fruit-eating bat) is the source of this 4289-nucleotide messenger RNA. It is a transcript of the gene ELF4, whose product is annotated as E74 like ETS transcription factor 4. NCBI's taxonomy places the organism in Eukaryota, Metazoa, Chordata, Mammalia, Chiroptera, Phyllostomidae. The record is from RefSeq and is a predicted model, not a curated record. Gene Ontology annotation, molecular function: DNA-binding transcription factor activity, RNA polymerase II-specific; sequence-specific DNA binding. Gene Ontology annotation, biological process: regulation of transcription by RNA polymerase II; cell differentiation. The transcript has 9 exons. The coding region runs from base 510 to 2489 and encodes 659 amino acids. Gene Ontology annotation, cellular component: nucleus.